CGCCACUGCCAAGUGAAUUUACAGCAGGGCGGGCUGGUGGUUUGGUGUGGUUGUUCCCCCCCUCUCAGCACCGGGCUACUGGGUUUAAGUACGGUUUACUUAUAAUGCAAAUGUCAUUCUGCAAAAAAAUAUAUUUAAGAAGGGCAUUCAUGUUGUUUUAAUUACAGUUGUUUCUACAGACAUCUUUCAAAACAGUUCCCAUACAGUAGUAUGAGAUAUGUGAAUAGUGUAAGCCAGCCACUUUCAGUUUCCAUAGUAGCUGCACCUUUUGCAUUGUUUGAUUUACAGCAAUAGUCAUGUAAAAUUAAAAUAUCAUUUAAGAAAGAAGUUAUUUUUUAUGAAAGUACACUAAUGUAUUUACUUUAAUAUAUCACACUGAGUAGUCUAUAGGGGGUUUGUUUGGGAAGUGUAGUCGUGGAUGUAUUUGUGGAUGACGUAAGCAUAGGUUCAUUAUAAAUGUGUUAGAUCUUCCUCUCCAGCUGCAGGGAGUAUUGGAUUAAAGCAGUGUAUAGAUUUUAACACCUGGCACUACUGGUUUUCCAGGGUUUAUAUAGAGAGAUUAAUUUUGUAAUUUUGUUACUGAAUUGUUGUGUCGGGUCAAAUGAUCACAUUGCUUUUAUUUGCAUUCAAACUUUAAUACUAGUUAGUUACCUUCUACAACUAUUCUUUCUCACACUUUAAGUAAGUAAUUUAAACAUGAAUUCUGACAAUGUAACAUUUAUUUUCCAUCCAACAUUUUACAUCAAUGGAUUUUACAACAUGCCACAUGCAAAUUAUUAUUAUAUAUUUCUGUGUUUUGUGUACGCUGUGACUAUUUUAGGUAAUUCUUUAAUAAUGGGCACUAUUUACCUGGCUCGUGCUCUUCACACAGCAAAGUAUAUAGCUGUGUUCAACCUGGCCCUGUCUGAUUUGUGUGGAAGUUCUGCUAUUAUUCCAAAUUACGUGGACAUGUUUCUGUUUGAUAGGCAGUACAUACCUUAUAAAAAUUGUCUGUCAAGCAUGUUUUUUGUUUUUUUCUUUAUGGCUAUGCAGUCUUUUAAUCUGCUUGCUUUGGCCUUUGAUAGAGUAAUUGCUAUAUGUUUUCCUCUGAGGUAUCAUGCUAUUGUCACCAAAACUACCAUGACUCUUAUAGUUGGUUUUAUGUGGCUUUUUUCUUUGACUAUUAAUUCAAUCCUUGUUGCUCUGAUUACCAGACUGUCUUUCUGUAGAUCUACAAAAGUUGACAGCUAUUUUUGUGAUCAUGGCCCUGUCCAUAGACUAGCCUGUAGUGAUAAUUCUCUUAAUUAUAUAUGGAGCUAUGUUUGCAUAGCUGUUGUGCUAUGCAUUCCAUUGAUUCUAAUAGUUAUAUCAUAUGGUUGUAUUGGUUUUGCAUUGCUUAAGAUCUCACAUGGUGGUGAACGAAUAAAAGCAAUGAAAACAUGCACUUCCCACCUUAUUUUAGUGGCCAUAUUUUAUCUACCUAUUACCAGCACUUACAUCACUGCUCUUACAACAUACAUUCAUCCAAACACUCGGAUAAUCAACUCUGUCUUAACACAAACAAUUCCACCUAUGUUAAACCCCAUCCUUUAUACUCUAAAGACAGAGGAGGUACUACAGUCUAUUAAAGUACUGUACAAACAAAUAAAGCUAAAAUCUAUAAAGGAGACAUCUGUAAAAAUCAUUGUGAAGAAUUAAAGUAACAAAAAAAUAAUUGUAACUUGGCCUAAUAGCACAAGGCAGAGAAUUCCCUAAUGUAUUUUGAGUUAUAAAUAUAUACACAAUGCCUCUUUAGCUGGUGCAACGGUAUUUUAUGGUUAGUUUAAAAUGUCAUAUUACUGCUUAUGCAUUAAAUACAUAAUUCUAGCUGAUGAAUUUUAGUUUUAUUUAUCCUUAAUGUGAAUUUUAGAAUACUCUAAUAUGCUAAAGCACUGUAAAAAUGUAAAUGAUUUAGUGAUUCCACAACAAAAGAAACGUAUAAAGGUGUAUUAUACAUGUGAUAAUCGAAUGUGAUUAUGUCUAUAAUGUAAUGCAAUUUGUCAUUUAAUGUAAAUUAUAUGAAUAUGUUUAUUCUCUUAAGAACAAAAAAUAUAUAUUUUUGUUCCACUGUCAUUUAUAGUAGCACAGCUGUUGAAUUAAAAGUAUUUCCGUUAGAAUCCAA
Molecule: messenger RNA, 2140 nt
Organism: Astyanax mexicanus (Mexican tetra)
Lineage: Eukaryota; Metazoa; Chordata; Actinopteri; Characiformes; Acestrorhamphidae
Product: olfactory receptor 1-like
Exons: 1
Coding region: 697-1677 (326 amino acids)
Biological process (GO): G protein-coupled receptor signaling pathway
Cellular component (GO): membrane
Molecular function (GO): G protein-coupled receptor activity; olfactory receptor activity
Source: RefSeq, a predicted model, not a curated record